CCUCCCCUGCCGUAUUUCCUCCGUUCGUCUCGAGAGCAAGACUUCUACUGCUCUGUGAGCACAAAAUCUCAGAAUCGCUCGCAGCCACUGUUUCCAUUGUUCUGCCUUUUGUUAUAAUUAGAAGAGGAGAAACGAAAAUUCAAAGCGAGUAGUGAGGAUGAGUAGAGGGAGCGGAGGAGGAUACGAUCGUCACAUCACUAUCUUUUCGCCCGAGGGUCGUCUCUUUCAAGUCGAAUAUGCUUUUAAGGCUGUCAAGGCUUCUGGGAUCACCUCUAUUGGUGUACGAGGAAAGGACUCUGUAUGUGUUGUGACGCAAAAGAAGGUCCCGGACAAGCUUUUGGAUCAGACAAGUGUCACACAUCUUUUCCCCAUUACAAAGUUCCUUGGGUUACUAGCCACUGGCCUGACAGCUGAUGCAAGGACCUUGGUUCAACAGGCAAGGAAUGAAGCAGCUGAGUUUCGCUUCAAAUUUGGAUAUGAGAUGCCCGUGGAUGUAUUGGCUAGAUGGAUUGCUGACAAGUCACAAGUCUAUACUCAACAUGCUUAUAUGAGACCACUUGGAGUUGUUGCCAUGGUAUUGGGUGUUGACGAUGAAGAAGGGGCUCAGCUUUAUAAAUGCGAUCCAGCUGGCCAUUUCUUUGGCCACAAGGCGACUAGUGCUGGUGUGAAAGAGCAAGAAGCAAUUAACUUCUUAGAGAAGAAAAUGAAAAAUGAUCCGGCAUUUUCUUAUGAGGAGACAGUACAGACGGCAAUUUCUGCCUUGCAGUCAGUUCUGCAAGAGGAUUUUAAGGCCACUGAGAUUGAGGUUGGAGUUGUGAGGAAGGAGAACCCAGUCUUCAGAGUGUUGUCUACGGAGGAAAUUGAUGAGCACUUGACUGUUAUAAGCGAGCGAGACUGAAGGCUGAGCCGUGGUAGAAGACGCGAAGAAUCCGUGCAUGUGUCAGCAUUCCUAAUGUCAGCCUGCAGGGUUGAUUGUGCCUUUUAUUUUAGAUGACUGUUGUAUGAGAUUUAACGAGUAUUUCGCAAUUUUAAAUUUGAAUCAACAUUGAACCGUAUUUUUUUUAAACUUGUCCUUUGUUUAGCAAAUGGACUGAUAAGUUUACUCCUUAUGGUGGGUUGGUGACAUGAUUUCACGAUUAUGUCGAGAAUUGAGCAUAGGCUUGCUUCUUGCAGUGAAAUCAUCCGGUUAUUAAUAUAAUGUAGUUUAUUAGAAAAAAAA
Molecule: messenger RNA, 1219 nt
Organism: Tripterygium wilfordii
Lineage: Eukaryota; Viridiplantae; Streptophyta; Magnoliopsida; Celastrales; Celastraceae
Product: proteasome subunit alpha type-6
Exons: 9
Coding region: 158-898 (246 amino acids)
Biological process (GO): ubiquitin-dependent protein catabolic process
Cellular component (GO): cytosol; proteasome core complex; nucleus
Source: RefSeq, a predicted model, not a curated record